This is a messenger RNA of Paramormyrops kingsleyae, 1944 nucleotides long. It is a transcript of the gene lrit1a, whose product is annotated as leucine-rich repeat, immunoglobulin-like and transmembrane domains 1a. Gene Ontology annotation, cellular component: endoplasmic reticulum membrane. Lineage: Eukaryota; Metazoa; Chordata; Actinopteri; Osteoglossiformes; Mormyridae. The record is from RefSeq and is a predicted model, not a curated record. Gene Ontology annotation, molecular function: protein binding.
AUGCGUUGGCGGAUUAGUGCUUUUCUUGGCUUGGCCUUAGUUUGCCUCCCGCUGGUAUGGAGCUUAUGUCCAUCUCAGUGCAGCUGCUUCUUCCAUAAACUAAGUGACGGGUCAAAGGCCAGGAGUGUCAUUUGCAAUGAUCCAGAAAUCUCAGUGGUCCCUGCAAAUUUUCCACUGGAUACUUCCAAACUCCGAAUUGAAAAGACGGGAAUCAGGAAGAUAGCAAGUGAGACUUUCCAUUAUCUGAACAAUCUGGAAUUCUUGUGGAUGUCUUUUAAUGCACUAUCCUCAUUAUAUCCGGACAGUUUCCGUGGCUUAUCCGGCCUUGACGAGCUGCGUCUGGAUGGAAACGCCCUUACGUCCUUUCCUUGGAAAUCACUCUCUGACAUGCCCAAUCUUCGACUUCUUGACAUACACAACAACAAAAUCGCCUCAGUCCCAGCAGAGGCGGCAAUUUACAUUAAAAACCUGACAUAUCUGGAUCUGUCCAGCAACAACUUGGUAACUGUGCCCUUGGAGGUUCUGUCAAUGUGGUUAACUGUAACACCCACUCAGGAUGCAGAGAAUUCCAGAAUGAUCCUAGGUCUUCAUGAUAAUCCCUGGGUUUGUGACUGCCGGCUGUACGAGCUGGUCCAGUUCCAGAAGCCCCCAUCUCCACCUGUAGCCUUCAUAGACACCAGGCUGAGGUGCGCCGCGCCCGAGAGCCUCUCGGGGGUGCUGUUCAGCGAUGCCGAACUCAGGCGCUGCCAGGGGCCCCGGGUGCACACCGCCGUGGCCCGCGUGAAGAGCGCCGUCGGCAAUAAUGUCCUGCUGCGCUGCGGCACCGUCGGCAUGCCCAUACCAGACCUGUCCUGGAGUAGGACUGAUGGCAAGCAAGUGAACGGGACGGUUCAACAAGAGGUUUCAAAGGAGGGCAUUAUCUGGUCCAUUUUAAGUGUUCCUGCCGUUUCAUACCGUGACUCUGGGAAAUACAUUUGCAAAGCAACAAACUUUAUCGGAAGUGCGGAUGCCAUUAUCUCACUGAUCAUAGCGGAUGCCAUAAAGUUGGACAAUGAAACGAGUAGUACUAAACGAUCAAGGGGGAAAAGACCAGAAGGACUGGAAAAUCCUGGUUACCAGGAGAAACUCGUGGCAAGGGGCUCUGGCCCAGCGGCCGCCAAUAAGGGGUCUAGUAUGGAAUCAUACGGCUUCACUGGACCAUACCCUAACAUUGAGAGCCUCUCAGAUGGCACCACAGAGGAACAGAUGCUCGGAGCAACCAGCAUGGAGAAGUUGCUGGAUGUGGAGAAGACCCUGCUGAGCAACCUGACUGCAAAUGCUUCAUCACAGCAGCAAGACCCAGACAAGCGAGUGGUGAGAUCAGUAAAGGUGAUCGGGGACACUGACCACACAGUGUCCCUGAACUGGAGGGCCCCCACCGCCAGAAACACCACAGUGUUCAGCGUGCUCUACGCUGUUUUUGGAGAGCGGGACAUGCGGCAGAUUAACGUCAGCCCGGGAAAGAACAGGAUCACCAUCGAGGGGCUGAAGCCAAAGACAAAGUACAUUGCCUGCGUGUGUGUAAAGGGGCUGAUCCCAAAAAAGGAGCAGUGCGUAAUCUUCUCAACAGAUGAGGCAGCCAGUGCCAGUGGCACCCAAAAGCUCAUUAACGUAGUUGUGAUCACUGUUGCCUGCGUGAUCGCCGUUCCUCUGACUUUGAUCGUCUGCUGCGGGGCACUGAAGAGGCGCCUCAAGAAACUCCUGGGUAGAAACUCAAAAGACGUCCAGGACUCAUACAUCACCUUUGAGACACUGUCCCCGGCAACGAAUGCGAAGGGCCUGGAGGGAGAGUACCUGACAAGGCUGAACCUUGAUGAGUCCAAUCGACUCCUCUCAGCCAGGUCAAGUGUGGACUCAGAGGCAACUGUCAGAGCGGAGGGACAGCCGAAUGAGUACUUCUGCUGA